This is a messenger RNA of Chaetomium strumarium, 1130 nucleotides long. Its product is annotated as histone acetyltransferase subunit NuA4-domain-containing protein. Lineage: Eukaryota; Fungi; Ascomycota; Sordariomycetes; Sordariales; Chaetomiaceae. The transcript has 3 exons. Bases 145 to 783 code for a protein of 212 amino acids. The record is from RefSeq and is a predicted model, not a curated record. Gene Ontology annotation, cellular component: NuA4 histone acetyltransferase complex.
CCUUGGCAUUCAGAACCCGUACCUCCCACGUGCCUCCGUACGCCUCACCUCCCGGACAACAUCACCGCGCUGCUGGGCAGGCGCUUCGACCACUUCAAUUUGAACGCUACCACGCCCAGGGGAUCCCCAGCGGACGACGCAAGAAUGGCAGAAACCGUUGCUGCGGGCGCCGCAUCUUCAAAGCCCAGCGGCGGCAACGCCGCGGCCGCGCCCUCCCCGACAACGAGCAUCCCCGCCUAUGAACAACAGCGGCAGCAUCUGAAGGACCUAAUCAACCGUCGCCGGAUGCUUGAAAGGCAAUUAGCCGCAACAGAAGAACAGAUAUCGGCCAAAGAGACAGAAUACCUCGAGAGCACGCCCGGCGGGAACAUCAUCAUCGGGUUCGACAAUUAUACCAAGGGCACGAGCACGGCGGCCGCCCAGCGCCGCAAGACGGGCCUGACGGACCAGAACCGGGUGUUCUCUAGGAGCUCGGUGUCGUACAACGCUGCUGCGGCGGACGCGCAAACUCCCGGCUCCUCGCACGCGCCGACGCCCAUGUCGAGCACUUUCGGGAACAACAGGGAUGGCGGCGCAUCGAGCGCGCCCACGCCGGCGAGUGCUUCGGGGACAGGAGGAGGAGGAGGAGGCAGGGCAGCUGCGAGCAAGAAGAACAAGAAGAGUGGCGGCAGCGCGGCUGCUGCUGCUUCUGCUGCGGCGGCGGCGGCGGCGGCAGCGGAGGACAGUGAGACGGAUGGGAGAGACACCAAGAAAGUGCGGACUAGCUUCGGGGCGAGGAAGUGAUAUGAUACGCUGCGGCUCGAUCGCCGUGGUUCAGAUCAAUUCUGCUUGUGGGUUGGAAAGGGGGGAAGGGCGUUGAUAUGGGUUAUACAAGAUAUCGGGGCAUACCCUUUGGUGAUGUAUACUGGGGAGUUUGGGAGUAACUGGCGAGGGGUUUAUGGAGUUGGGUGCAAACAUUUUGUUUGCGAACAUAUCAAGGAUCUGACAAGCUUCGACGGCCUGGGAAUCGACGCGUCAAUGAUUCUGCGAUGCUUUACAGUGGUUCCCCAUGGCACACACCUCCUGCCUAUCCUGGACUCUCUACCCGCCGUGAGCUGACUCCUCAAGUGCGGGGCUAUUGUUGCCCCUCA